Molecule: messenger RNA, 4184 nt
Organism: Meleagris gallopavo (turkey)
Lineage: Eukaryota; Metazoa; Chordata; Aves; Galliformes; Phasianidae
Source: RefSeq, a predicted model, not a curated record
AUGUGUUCACAACAUACUUUUUAUUUUUCAGCUCUACUUCAGGUUUCCAUUUCUCUUAGCAAAGUCGAACUCAGUGUCGGUGAAUCCAAAUUCUUCACAUGUACAGCCAUUGGUGAGCCUGACAACAUAGAUUGGUACAAUCCACAAGGAGAGAAAAUUGUUUCUAGUCAAAGAGUGGUUGUUCAGAAAGAAGGUGUUCGAUCACGUCUCAUCAUUUAUAAUGCAGAUAUAGAAGAUGCUGGCAUAUAUCGAUGUCAAGCAACAGAUGCUAAAGGACAAACUCAAGAAGCUACUGUUGUUCUGGAAAUUUAUCAAAAGCUCACUUUUCGGGACAUAGUAUCACCACAAGAGUUCAGGCAGGGAGAAGUUGCAGAAGUUGUUUGCCGUGUUACUAGUUCACCUGCUCCCAUUGUCAGCUGGCUGUAUCGAAAUGAAGAAAUAUCAACUCUUGCUGACAAUCGAUUUGCAAUAUUAGCAAACAAUAAUCUUCAAAUUCUUAACAUCAAUAAAAGUGAUGAAGGAAUAUACCGUUGUGAAGGAAGAGUGGAAGCCAGAGGAGAGAUUGACUUCCGGGAUAUAAUUGUUAUUGUGAAUGUUCCCCCUGCAAUUACCAUGCUACAGAAAUCUUUUAAUGCUACUGCAGAUCGAGGAGAAGCCAUAACUUUGUUUUGCAGAGCCACUGGAUCGCCUCCACCAGAAAUAAGUUGGUUUAGGAAUGGUAAACUUAUUGAAGAAAAUGAAAAAUACGUAUUGAGAGGGAGCAAUGCAGAGUUAACAAUAAGAGAUAUUAAAAAUAUUGAUGCAGGUCCUUAUAUCUGCAGUGCUAAAAACAAGGCAGGAAAUGAUAAAAGACAGACAUUCCUUCAAGUUUUUGUACAGCCUCAAAUAAUACAACUUAAAAAUGAAACCACAUUUGAGAAUGGGAAAGCCACCCUCAUCUGUGAAGCAGAAGGAGAACCUAUUCCAGAGAUUACUUGGAAAAGGGCCGUUGAUGGAAUAACUUUCUCUGAAGGUGACAAGAGCCCAGAUGGCCGUAUAGAAGUCAAAGGGCAGCAUGGAAAAUCGUCACUGCAUAUUAAAGAUGUGAAGUUGUCAGAUUCAGGGAGAUAUGACUGUGAAGCUGCAAGUAGAAUUGGUGGGCACCAAAAGAGCAUGUACCUUGAUAUUGAAUAUGCUCCAAUGUUUCUGUCAAAUCAAACUAUGUAUUUCUCUUGGGAAGGCAAUCCCAUCAAUAUAACAUGUGAAGUACUAGCAAAUCCAUCUGCCUCAGUUCAGUGGAAAAGAGGAAAAUUAGUUCUACCAGUAAAAAAUUCAACGCAUCUUAAGACCUACAGUGCAGGAAGAAAGCUGAUUCUAGAGAUUGCUCCUACAUCUGACAGUGAUUUUGGACAGUAUAAUUGUACAGCUACAAACAGAAUAGGAACAAGAUAUCAGGAGUACACACUCGGUCAAGCUGAUGUGCCAUCAAAUCCUUACGGAGUACGGGUUUUAGAGUUGUCACAAACCACUGCCAAGGUUUCAUUCACUAAGCCAGAUUCACAUGGAGGUGUGCCCAUUCAUCACUACCAAGUGGAUGUAAAAGAGGUAGCCUCAGAAACCUGGAAGAUUGUUCGCUCCCAUGGAGUUCAAACAAUGGUUGUUCUCAGCAAUUUGGAACCAAAUACGACAUACGAAAUCAAAGUAGCUGCUGUAAAUGGAAAAGGGCAAGGAGAAUAUAGCAAAAUCGAGAUAUUUCAGACUUUACCUGUCCGCGAGCCAAGCCCACCGUCAAUUCAUGGACAACCAGGAAGUGGAAAGAGUUUCAAACUUAGCAUAACUAAACAAGAUGAUGGAGGUGCCCCCAUUUUGGAAUACAUUGUCAAAUACAGAAGUAAAGAUAAGGAAGACCAGUGGCUAGAGAAAAAAGUGCAGGGUAGUAGAGACCACAUCAUCUUAGAGCAUCUUCAGUGGACCAUGGGUUACGAAGUACAAAUUACAGCUGCAAACAGACUGGGUUUUUCUGAACCAACAUUGUACGAAUUUAGCAUGCCACCGAAGCCCAACAUUAUUACAGACACUCUUUUUAAUGGUCUUGGACUUCGUGCUGUUAUUGGCCUGGGAGUGGCGGCCCUUUUGUUAAUCCUUGUUGUGACUGAUGUCAGCUGCUUCUUUGUACGACAAUGCGGAUUGCUAAUGUGCAUCACCAGGAGGAUUUGUGGGAAAAAGAGUGGUUCAAGUGGAAAAAGUAAAGAACUGGAAGAAGGAAAGGCUGCUUACUUGAAAGAUGGAUCAAAAGAGCCAAUAGUGGAAAUGAGAACAGAGGAUGAAAGAAUUACCAGCCAUGAAGAUGGGAGCCCAGUAAAUGAGCCGAACGAGACUACUCCUCUCACAGAACCGGAGAAGCUGCCACUGAAGGAGGAAAAUGGGAAAGAAGCUUUAAAUCCAGAAACCAUAGAAAUCAAAGUUGCUAAUGACAUCAUCCAGUCAAAAGAAGAUGAUAGCAAAGCAUAAGAUAAACUACAGCUUUCUGGAUAAUACAUUUGGAUAAAAGCAACCCUGUGACCAAAACUUUACAGCUGACCUUAAUUUCCUGGGAAAUUUAAGCUUGGAAGAGUUACUACAUGUGUACAUAUGAUAAAACAGUUUCUGUCUACAGUUCUUUUCUAUUUUUUUGUUAAUGGUUUUAGUAUGUUGUUUUGCUGACAGCAAGUCCCAUGGUAUAAAUUGGAAAAAUCUUCUGAAUUAGAACUAAAACGUAUUAUAUGAAAAAGUAUGUCUAUUUAGAAGAAUACUUGGCAAAGCACCUCUAACCACAAACAACACAUCAUGUCUCUCCAGAUCUUACAGGGCAAUCAACAUACAUAAAGUGCCACUUGUUAUUGUAUUUAUUUCCAUUUAUAAUCAAGGAAAAGUUGAGGUUGCCUUUUAAAAAAUGAAAACCAAUCUCAGCAUAACAUUUAAGAUCUUAUCACUGGCAGACACUCAAUAGUCGUUCCAACUGUGCAUAUCACUUGAAACAAAAAAAGCAACAAACUGUCUUCAACAACACAAAGCCAGCUCCACCCGUAGUUUUACCUGAGUUCUCUGCUAUCAUAAAAAUUUGAUAACUAUGAUGUACAGAUUUAAAUCAAAAUAGCUGAAUAUUUUAUCGAGUAUUGGCCUCAUCCUAACUUUAGAGUGUGACUGAAAGGCCCAGGGUUUUCAGAAUGCCAGAUUUUCUACAUUAACCUUUGGAAGGUGGUGUGUAAAUUAGAAUGUAGGAUAUAUGUGGAAAGGGAACUCUUUUUUUAAUAACUUUUGGCUUCAAAGGAAACCUUCUAACACAGACUCACAUUAGUUGCCCCAGUGUAUUUAUGCAUAUGAGUAUUCAAUCUUCUAACCAUUCAGUCAAGGGAUAAACUGCAUUUAGAUUUUCACCACAAAUCAUUAUGUGAAAUAUUUGAAGUUGGCCUUAUUAAAGAGGUUCUCGCUAUGUUAUAAAUUUUUAUCUUAUAACAAGAAACAUAAGAACAGAUGGAAAGACUUUGGCUAAGUGGUUAGGAACAUUUUAAAAUUUUUAAUUAAUCAGAGCGUGUAUUAGAUGAAAUACUUGUUUCCUGUCAAGCAUUUUUUUAGAUGAUCUAUUUUAUUAUUAUGGGAUAAUAUGCACUACUUAGAAAUUUGGCUAAUUUAUUUGAUGAAAAAUAAUAUAUUUAUUGAUUUAAUUAUGUCACUAAUUGGAGUAAUACAUCCUGCUUCCAUUCCAGCAUAGUGUAUCCACAUCUACCAACCUAUUCAAAAUAUUUCUUUGGAAGAAGUAGAUAAAAUAGUGAACUAGAUUAGAAAAUUCUACUUGUUAGGAUCAAACUGUAGAGUACCUUGUGAAUUUUUCACAUCUAAAUCAUACUCAAGGUCUAAGUGUAGCUUUACUCAGCAAAUUAUGUCCUCUCCAUACUGUAUCUAAAUUUUGCUAUUAGUUGCAAAUUUCUACCUAAUUUCAGAAUGUCAUCAACUCUUAUAUGAUAUUUUGUAGUUAUGUCAAAGUGGUUGACUUUUGUGCAGUAAAGCUAAAAGUGAAAUGUAAAAGAAUGUUACAUUUGAGGAUAAUGGCACAUUAACCUUCUUGUUAACCCAAACAUUACCAGAUUUGAAAAUGAUGAGGAGAUAAUGAAUUUUCAGACCUUCCUUAUUUUUCAAAGUCACUAAUUUUAUCAAAAAAAAAAAAA